Molecule: messenger RNA, 699 nt
Organism: Cyphellophora europaea CBS 101466
Lineage: Eukaryota; Fungi; Ascomycota; Eurotiomycetes; Chaetothyriales; Cyphellophoraceae
Exons: 1
Coding region: 1-699 (232 amino acids)
Source: RefSeq, a predicted model, not a curated record
AUGAGCAUCGAGACCUGCAAGCUUGGCCCAUGUCCCGUCAUCAAGACCAGCGGCACCAAACUACCUCAACAACCCUUCAGAUGCUUCAAGUGCCAACAAAGACGCACUUCGGCUACAGCAGCACGACCAGUAUCCCGACUAUCCUCAUGCACAUCAUCAGUCAGUAGCACAGAGUCUGGAUUGAGCAGAUCGAGUACCGGAUCUGUCGAGCCUCCCACGAGUCCUUUGUUCCGCACAGCUACAGCUCCGUUGCCAGGUGUCGCUCUGCAGCCUGCUGGUACCGUUCAGUAUUGCCAGAACAUCGUCCGACCACGGUCACAGCCCUCCAAGUCCUUCUCGUUCACCUGCUCGUCCAACACACACGGUGCGCCCGACUUCUAUGGCAGUCUACCAGGAUUUCUUCCACAUCAAGAUCAUCCAUGCCCACCCUGCCAGCUGGAGAAUUUGAGAAUGGUAGGAGACACCGAAGCGAUCACUCUGGCCAAGUCUGAAUUUCCUCGCCUCCGAGGUGAAAUGUUAGUGCGCAAUGGCCGGGUACGAGAAAAUUGGGAGAGCAACCUGACAUUGGCCAAAUAUAUCGCAGAGAAACGUACAGAUGAGAAGCAAAUGUGGCACUGGGUCAUACGUAAAUGGACUCAGGAUCUGAAAAAGGUCAAGAUAUUGAUCGCCGAGGAAGACGGACUGGGCUUGUUGGCUUGA